Messenger RNA from Gossypium arboreum, 2024 nucleotides. RefSeq names its product RING-H2 finger protein ATL54-like. The transcript has a single exon. NCBI's taxonomy places the organism in Eukaryota, Viridiplantae, Streptophyta, Magnoliopsida, Malvales, Malvaceae. The record is from RefSeq and is a predicted model, not a curated record. The coding region runs from base 260 to 1432 and encodes 390 amino acids. Gene Ontology annotation, biological process: protein ubiquitination.
AACAUUAACAACCCAACCACAAAAAAGUCAGAAACACACAGAGAGAGAAAACAUCAAACAAAUAAAAAAAAUUCAUAUUUCGUUCUUGUGUCUUUUCCUCCUUUUUCUUUUUCUUUUGAUGAUAAAAUACGGUAGUUGUUUGAACCCACCAACCCCUCCCCUAGUUUUCUCCUACUUCUGCUUCUUCCAUCUUUUGAUUUCUUUCUUCUUGUUUGCUGAAAUCUUUUUGUUUUGAUGUUUGAUUGUUGGUCCCUGUAAAAUGGGUUUCCAACAUAGAAAGUUGAUGGCUGAUUCUAUAAAUGAAACCUCAACAAAUGAUUGUUCCGUUUGUUACCAGUUCUGUGUUACAUCAUGUUUUGAAAUAUGUCCUGCUCUUUGUCCCCCUUAUGUACCUCCUUAUGUUGAUAUAUACCCUCCUCCGAGCCCUUUUUCGGAUUCCGGUUCUCAUUCAAAUAAACCCAACAAGUUUUUGAUCAUAACUUCAACUAUCCUCGCCGCCGCUUUUCUGGUUCUCUGUUGUUUUGCUUACUAUGUCUGGUGUUAUAGACGACGGUCUAAUGGUCGGAGCAGGUCAUCGGAGGUCGAAACGGAUGAAACCCGAGAUGAAUUCCUAGAUGAAAAUCAUGGUCCUAUCGUUGACCAUCCCAUCUGGUAUAUCAACACCGUUGGCUUGCAACCGUCCAUCAUCCGUUCAAUCGCGGUUUGUAAGUAUAAGAGAGGCGAGGGUCUUGUGGAAGGAACCGACUGCGCUGUUUGCUUGACCGAGUUCGAAGAAGACGAGAGUCUCAGGCUGUUGCCCAAAUGCAACCAUGCUUUUCACGUUCCUUGUAUUGACACUUGGCUUAGAUCGCACACCACUUGUCCUAUGUGCCGAGCACCUAUUGUUUCCAACCCCGGUAAUAGAGGACCGUCGUCGUCCGGGGUAAAUAAUGAAGAUCCGGGAAGAACUGAAGAAACCCAAGUUGUGAUUGUGGAAGAUGAUAAUAAUGAAGGACCUGAUGAUGGUGGAACAAGUGAAAUAAGGGAGGAGGAAGAGAGAGAUGAAUUGGCAGUUGAAAGUGAGAGAAACAACGGUGAUAGUUCGGGAACAGAGGAUGGGAUUCAAGCUAUGAGAAGAUCAGUUUCAUUGAAUUCCAUGGCAGCUUCUCAGAUCAGCGAGGAUCUUAUAAAUGGUAGUAAUCCAGAGGGGUCGUCUAAUGGCAAUUCAGAUAAUGAAAGCGGAAAAGGGAAAGAACCGAGCGUCAGGAUUGUUCCAAGGAGAGUUGCAGGGAAUCAAAAUUUGCUCAGAUUUAUGUGUCAAUCUUCCAUAGGUAGAUCCUUGCAAAAUAAGCCAGGUUUCAUGAGAAGAUCAUUUUCUUACAGUGGGAAAUUCUCGUUGCCUAUAAUCAACAACAAGAUCCACAAUACAAAUCCUCCAUUGAGGAGCUUUUGAUCCUUCACUUCUUUUUUGUAAUCUACUUUCAGGUCAGACUUGGGAACCCCGAUAAGCUGUGGGUUUUUAUUAUUAUUAAUAUUUGCUGUAAUAUGAAGAAACUUUGACAAAUAGAUGAUGCGAAACUUGUCUAAAUAAUACACAGAAACGAGGCUCAUGAAAACAGGAUCCAUGUUGAAUCAUCAGUUUUAUAUAGAAAAAAAACAUUGCAGUUGUAAGUAGAGGUUUUGAGACAAAAUGAUUCUUGUUGUAUGAUGAUUGCUGCCCCCUUUUACAUGCAAAGCGGCGAACUUCUUGUGGUUGUACAACAGCAAAUAUCUCAACUUUAAGCAUCCAUCUUAUCAGUCUCCAUGCAAAAGGGGGCUUUGACAUGCAUGCCUGCCCUGCAGCUUUGAUUUUAGUUAAAGAUUGUGAAUGGAUAACAGUCUCUGGUCUUGAGGGAUAUUGUGGAAAUUUGUUGGAUUCUAGAAUAUGUUUACCCACUAAGAAAGGGUUUGUAUGGCUAGAGAAUGCAGCAGGCAAAUAUGUCGAUGUUGUAUACAAUUUCUCAUUCUUAUCCAAUUGAUGUAAGGGGAAAUCUUUGUUUUGUAAA